UUGACAGUGUUCCCACCACUGCCCUCCCCAUAUCUGUCUUGGAGGUCCUAAUAAAUGGCUGCAUGUUUGUGAACUUAUCAUAUUCCCGUACGCUUGAGUGAAGAGCCCAGAAGGUCAUGGCUUCCAGCUUCUCAGGGCUGAGUCUCCAGCAGAGGAAACAGAAAUGACUGUUGGGGGCCGUGCUCCAGGUCUGUCACGAAGACUGAGCCUUCGCACGGGGCGAGCCUGCUCAGGACAGGAGCGUCUCUCUCUUUGAAGGGCUGUACGUCCGUUACAAAGAAAAUAAAGAUGACGACUUCGUCAAUCAGACGGCAAAUGAAAAACAUUGUGAACAAUUACUCAGAAGCCGAAAUAAAAGUGCGGGAAGCCACCUCCAAUGACCCCUGGGGCCCGUCCAGCUCCCUGAUGACCGAGAUCGCGGACCUGACCUACAAUGUGGUGGCCUUCUCGGAGAUCAUGAGCAUGGUGUGGAAGCGGCUCAAUGACCACGGCAAGAACUGGCGGCACGUGUACAAGGCCCUGACGCUCCUGGACUACCUCAUCAAGACGGGCUCUGAGCGGGUGGCCCAGCAGUGCCGAGAGAACAUCUUUGCCAUCCAGACCCUGAAGGACUUCCAGUACAUUGACCGCGACGGCAAGGACCAGGGCAUCAACGUGCGUGAGAAGUCGAAGCAGCUGGUGGCCCUCCUCAAGGACGAGGAGCGGCUGAAGGCUGAGAGGGUCCAGGCCCUCAAAACCAAAGAGCGCAUGGCCCAGGUUGCCACUGGUGUGAGCAGCAACCAGAUCACCUUUGGCCGCGGCUCCAGCCAGCCCAACCUCUCCACCACCUACUCGGAGCAGGAGUACGGCAAGGCUGGGGGGUCGCCAGCCUCCUACCACGGCUCGCCCGAGACCUCGCUGUGCUCCCAGCACCGCACGGGGGUCCCGCUGGGUCAGAGCGAGGAGCUGCAGCCGCUGAGCCAGCAUCACCCCUUCCUGUCGCACCUGGGGCCGGCCUCCCCCCCAAAUGGUGACUGGUCCCAGCCCUGCCUCACUUGUGACCGCGCAGGCCGAGCCACUUCCCCUCGGGUGUCCUCUGAGCUGGAGCAGGCCCGGCCCCAGACUAGCGGAGAAGAGGAACUGCAGCUGCAGCUGGCGCUUGCCAUGAGCAGAGAAGUAGCUGAGCAGGAAGAGCGCCUCCGGCGGGGUGAUGACCUCAGACUGCAGAUGGCCCUGGAAGAAAGCCGGAGAGACACCGUUAAAGUUCCAAAGAAGCAGGAGCCCAGCUCUUACCCACAGCAAACCACUCUGUUGGAUUUAAUGGAUGCCCUCCCCAGCUCAGGCCCUGCUGCCCAGCAAGCUGAGCCCUGGGGCCCGUCAGCCUCAGCUAACCAGACCAACCCCUGGGGUGGGCCCGCAGCCCCAGCCAGCACUUCGAAUCCCUGGCCAUGCGGUGCCAAGCCAGCUUCCUCUGUGGACCCUUGGGGCGUUCCCCCCGGAGCCAGCACACACUCCAGCUCCACGAGCUCAGAUUCCUGGGCGGCCCCGCAGCAGCCUGCCCAUGGUGCCGAGAGGGCAGCAGACGCCUGGGCAGCAGCCUCUGCCGCGAAGCCUGCGGCCGCCUCUGGGGCCUUCGAUCUCUUCAGUAAUUUGAAUGGGACAAUUAAAGAUGACCUUUCUGAAUUUGACAACCUCCGAACAUCAAAAAACACAGCUGAGGCGGUGGCCUCUCUGCCAUCCCAAAAAAGUGGAACUACAAGCCCUGACCCCUUUGAGUCUCAGCCCCUGACUGUGACCGCAAGCAAGCCCAGCAGCGCCCGGAAAACCCCAGAGUCCUUCCUGGGCCCCAACGCGGCCCUGGUGAACCUGGACUCCCUGGUGACCAGGCCAGCCCCGCCGGCCCCGUCCCUCAACCCUUUCCUGGCACCAGGUGCAGCUGCGGCUUCGGGCCCUGUCAACCCAUUCCAGGUGAACCAGCCCCAGCCGCUGACGCUGAACCAGCUGCGGGGGAGCCCUGUGCUGGGGACCAGCGUGUCCUUCGGGCCUGGCCCAAGUGUGGAGCCCAUGGCUGUGGCCUCCAUGACCUCCACGGCCUCACACCCAGCUCUAGGGGCCAGCAGUUCCUCCCUGGCACCCUUGGGCCCUGCCACAAUGAACAUGGUGGGCAGCGUGGGCAUCCCCCCAACGGCAGCUCAGGCUACUGGCACGACCAACCCUUUCCUUCUCUAGUGCCCAGGCCUGGGACCCACCCAGAGCAAAUGCCCGAGCGCCUGUGCCCAGGACACCAGCCAAGACUCACCGCGGAGCCGUGUCAGGGCCGGGGGUCGGUGCCAAAGGGUCGUCUGUACAGCCCCGUCCUCAGGAGGAGCAGGCGGCGUGCCCACCUUCGGGUGCCUGCUCACCCUGACCCAGCCCGGGCACCUCCCCUCCCACGUGCCGGGUCCUGGCUGGGGGGCCGCCCGGCUCUGAGGGCCGUGGUCGGGGCAGGGGUCCUUGGUGUUGCCCUGCCGUUAGCCUCAGCCCGGGGCCUCGGGGACACGGCCCCGCCCAGGCCCCGGGACGGCGCCCUGUCUUCGCCUCCCCCAGCCCGCGGCUCAGGUGGGGCGGAAGGAAGUGCCGGCUCCACUAGACGCCCACCUUCAGGGAAGGGGUUGUGCAUCUUUUUCUUGGACUCGUGUGAGUCAAGCAAACACCUGGGACGGCCCGCGUGCAGGCCGCUAGAGGAGCUUUCAACUGACCUGAGCACCACCCUCCACGCUCGAGGCUUGUGUAUGUUUGCACAUGUUUUGUUUAGUACAGUCUCAUAUUUGAGUUUGCAGAAUUAUCUAACAGUCUUUUUUGGCUAAUAUUUUUAUAACGUGGUUCUUAUUUAACUGUCUAGUUUUGAUAGAAUUUACCAAGUCUGACUGAAUUAAGAUAUUGGCACAUGUUAUGUUAGUAGUUUAAAUUCUCUUAUUUAUGGUUUUAACUCUAUAAGAAAAUUUAAAUAGGAAGAGACAAAAAAAUGCCUUAUGGAAAACUAAAGUAAAUUCUUUAUAGAAAAAAAAUUUGAGAGUUUGAUUACACUUAAAUGAUGUUUAUUUAAAAAAACACUACAACAACAGAAAACUCUAGCCUCCAGUUGCCUUUUCCUUUAAUUCCCUUUUUUGGUGAAUUCCCAAACUGAUUAACUUUCAGCCUUUUUGGCUAGAUGCUAAGAAAGAACUAUUUUUCUUACUGAUACACCAGCAUCAAGAAAGUUAAAGAAAAAAUCUAAAGUUUGAAUGUGA
Molecule: messenger RNA, 3248 nt
Organism: Myotis davidii
Lineage: Eukaryota; Metazoa; Chordata; Mammalia; Chiroptera; Vespertilionidae
Gene: EPN2
Product: epsin 2
Exons: 10
Coding region: 289-2208 (639 amino acids)
Biological process (GO): endocytosis
Cellular component (GO): plasma membrane; clathrin vesicle coat; endosome
Molecular function (GO): phospholipid binding; clathrin binding
Source: RefSeq, a predicted model, not a curated record